AUGAAUACAAAAGGGAAGAUUAUGAGGAAGCUGCUUGGCCAGCCAACCACGACCACUCACGAGAGUAUCGAUACGAGCAACGUCGACUCGCCCCAGCUCCGACCGAGCGCAUCGCAGAAUACGAUCUACCCCGCAGGUGCACCCAUCACCUGCCUCGAUCGGUCCGCGGAUGGUCAGCGAGCAGUGAUAGCAGGACCCAAGGUCUUUAAAAUCCUCAAAAUCGAUGGAUCAACUAUCACCCAAGAGCUCGACCUACGAGCCAUUAUCUCCUCCUUCGCAACAACUCACGACCUUUCCGCCGCCACCUCAGAUCAACUCAACAUAAGGGCAGUGACAUGGUCGUAUGGAAAUCUCGAAAAUAUAAUAGUCACAGCUUCUGGAAAUGGAAGAAUUACAGUAUAUGAUCUCAAUCGCCUAGGAGAAGGUCUCGAGGUUGGGCGCAUUCAGGAACAUGCGCGGCAGGUUCACAGACUCGCCAUUAGUCCUUUCAAGAACAAUUGGCUGCUCUCUGCAAGUCAAGAUGGAACCGUGAAGAGUUUUGAUAUCAGGACUCCAAUUCUGGGACGCAACGGCCCAACUUUCCGAAUGCUGCAGUCUUUCAAGUGCAAUGCGGAUGCCGUCCGGGACGUCAAAUGGUCGCCAACAGAUGGGAUGGAGUUUGCCUGCUGUACAGACGCUGGAGUGGUUCAGAAAUGGGAUAUCCGGAAGCACAGCGCCCCAGUCCUAAAGCUCCCUGCUCACCAGAGCUCAUGCUUCUCCAUAUCAUGGCACCCGGAUGGAGAGCAUCUCGUCAGCGGGGGUCUAGAUCAACUAUGCCAUAUAUGGGACAUGUCGAAGAAGGCCGACAGGAAUCAGAAACCCCGAUAUACUUUUGCAACGCCUGCUCCGGUUUCGAGAGUAUCUUGGCGGCCGGCAUACUGGUCUGCUACGGCACAAGGCAAAAGAGCAGCCCAAAUUGCGGUGGCCUAUGAUGAUGCCAAUCCGGCCAAGAACCAGACGUCGAAUGUGCACAUUUGGGAUCUUGCGAGGCCGGCUAUGCCGUUCAAAGAAAUUGAACAGUGGACUAGUGCGCCGUCAGGCUUAAUUUGGAACUCGAGAGAUCUUCUGUGGAGUGUCGACAGGGAGGGCCACUUUACACAAACCGAUGUAGCUUUCGUGACAAAGCUCAUAGAUCGCAGGAGUCUAUCAAGCUUCUCCAUUUCACCUACCGGGCAUAGUCUUCUGCUGCUGGAAGAACGACUAUCCCCGCGGCGGGCUCGGCCAUCUAUCACGUCGCCAGAAGUAUCACCAAACUUUCAACAUGAUGGAAGUGGACCUAUUUUGAGUGUCAGCAGGAGUGAUUCUGAAGAGGAUGUUGUUGGUAGUUUCUUGGGCCCAAGGCUGCGGAAAGGUCAUCGAAGGCGCAAUAGUGGACGAUCAGGUCAAGCACUGAGCACAACACCUCCUAGCAGUACCGGGAUGACAGAAAAUAAGAUCAUGUCUCUGAGUGAUGCCGUGGAAGUGACUGGGAUCUACAAGCCUCAGCAGGUUUCGGCUCUUGGGCAUGCACCAUCAACUGCGAAGCGAGUCACAUACAAAUACUUCACAAAUCGGUAUCUGUUUCCGCUUGCUAAUAUGUCCGAUGAUCGGUUACUGAAUGUCCGGACGACUUCGAUCACGGAAGCAUACGCUAGGGCUGCUGAAGACAUUGGCCAUUUCCGUCUAGCCCAAACCUGGAGACUUCUGGGCUAUACAAUGAGUCUGCUGCUCGUACGGCGCGCCGAGCACCAUCGUCAGGCACGACUAACCGUUCAGAAGCCUGAAUCAAAGGAAGGGCACCGGGAAAAUCCUUCUUCCGCCUUGCCAACUCCUUCUCAAACACUACGAGGGGAAGAAACGCCUCGAAAGCUACCUCGAGCACAAACUCCUGUUGAUAGUCCGGCAUAUCGAGGUACAAUAUCGAUGAUUGCUGAAGAAUUGGAGAGUACCUCGAAUGUUGCAACUCCGCUUGUUCGCCCCGUCCGCGAUUCCAUAGCUAAUGAAACGCGGGAGGCUAUGCAUACUCCUAUGAUCGACGAGGAAGACGAUCUCAAACUGCCUGAUGCCGUUUAUCCUUCUACUCCAAGCCCAAUACCUGUCCCUGGAGCUAGGCAGCCACCUGAAAAUUCGGCGCCGAGUGUUGAAGGUUACGACUUCUAUGGCAUAGAGUCUUUCGCGCCUCCAUUGGAAUUUGGCGCUCCUCCAAGAAAACCUCCCCUGAGAUUGGAUUAUCCGCAGCCCAGUCACCCGCCUCGAAUCCAACCACAGCGCCAUGAUUCUGGAGAAAGUUUCCAGAUGUUUUCAACGUCGGGAGAUUCUGGGCAUGGCCAAUGGAUGAGCUCCUCUGGUAGUGAAGGCCAGAGUGCCAUCAAAGAGCACGGUCGCUCUUUGCGAGAUAGAGUAAAUAGCUGGGAGAAGAAUCUCUUGGCAAGCUCGAAGCAUCGAUCAAGCAUUGACUCCGAUGCUCCCACACGAUCCGAGAUUUCGGACGGACAUUUCACUCCCCAUUCAAAUGGAUCUUACGAAACACCCUCCAAAAUCCCAACCAGAACAACAACACGCAGUCCCUCCAUAUCUGAAAUGACAUCUGAAGACCCAAACCUAAUCAACUCCGAUUUCCUCCCUUGGCCAAAUGACCCCCCUUUCCUAAUUGCGCCAAUGGACCCCACUCCCCUGAUCCAGCGGACCUUGAAUUUCGAGUCUCAAACCUCGGCCCUCAACGCCGCAGUCAUGGUUCUGCUCCUCCGACCCCUCCUCCCCUCCUCCGCAAUUGACGAAUUCCAAGCCGGCGCAAUAAUAAGACAAUACCAUCAACGUCUCACAAACCUCAAACUUUUCACCGAAGCGGCGCUGCUGCGUAAUCUGUGCAUUCCUAAUUAUCCCACAGUGUUCGCAACAGCACAAGAAGAUAUCAAGAUCGGCUUCUUCUGCACGGAUUGCCACAAACCGCUUGAAAACGACCCUCUGGUCCCAGGCUCGGAGUGGAAAUGUCCACGCUGCAAGAACGAGAUGGCUCCCUGCGUCGUCUGCCUGAACCGCGAGCUCGAACCUGAUGUAGAAUUUGAGAAAGCAGAUGUUGGGUUUCAGUCAGGCGUUUGGUGGCUAUGUCCCGGCUGUGGGCACGGCGGCCAUAGUUCUUGCAUGCAGGCCUGGCAUUCGGGGCUUGAGUUUGGGGAGGGAGAGAAGUAUAGUGGGGGAUGUUGCCCGUUGGAGGGCUGCUUGCAUCCUUGUUUGCCUGGAUGGUGGAGAGAGAAGAGGGCGGAGGAGAAGAAAGUUGCGCGGGCGAAGGAACUGGACUUGUUGGUUAGGGAGAAUAGCAGGCAGGGGAGUGGGAGGGGUCCGGUUGUAGGUGGCAGGGGGCAGGGAUUGGUGAGGAGGGAUAAUAGGGAGGUUAAUCAGAGUAAGGCUGUCGAGGGUGCGAGGGUUACUUUGAGUGCUGGGAAUUUGUCGGGUGGGAGUGGGAGUGCGGGGACGGGACCGGAGAGGAAGAAGAGUGUCAAACUUGUUGCCCCGGGCGAGGAAGGGUUGGGUGAUCAUGGGUUGUAG
Hyaloscypha bicolor E is the source of this 3564-nucleotide messenger RNA. RefSeq lists its product as uncharacterized. Gene Ontology annotation, molecular function: protein binding. The transcript has 2 exons. Lineage: Eukaryota; Fungi; Ascomycota; Leotiomycetes; Helotiales; Hyaloscyphaceae. The record is from RefSeq and is a predicted model, not a curated record. Bases 1 to 3564 code for a protein of 1187 amino acids. Gene Ontology annotation, biological process: positive regulation of TOR signaling.